Rotaria sp. Silwood2 is the source of this 258-nucleotide messenger RNA. NCBI's taxonomy places the organism in Eukaryota, Metazoa, Rotifera, Eurotatoria, Philodinida, Philodinidae. The record is from the annotation of a GenBank genome assembly.
AUGCUUAUUCGUAAUUUUUUAGGUGGACAUUUCGAAGGUGAUAUAGUUAUUCCUCGAAUGCCUAGAGGCGUGGUAAAGGCUGGUGAUGAUGUACGUUGGCCAAAUGGAAUUGUACCGUAUACUAUUUCGUCAGAUUAUAGCUUCUAUCAUGAACAAUCACGACCAGAUCGCGAUGAUUACGUCAAAGUCAUUUGGGAGAAUAUAAUACCAGGUUAUACAAAUUUUUUUUCAUUACAAUUGUUAUUUAAAAGUAAUUAA